AUGUUAAAAAAUAAAAAAAAAAAAAUUCAAAAAAUAAUACAAUUUCUUGAAAGUAAUGAAGAAGAUGAGAAAAUCUUAGUUGAUCAUAUAAAUGAAAUUGAACAAAUAUUCUUUGAAUGCUUCAACAAUGAAAAUAAAAAAAAAAGUAAGAUAAUUAAUACAUAUGUCAUUCCAUAUGUUAAUUUACUACUAGAGAGAAUAAAUAACCCUGAUAACAAAAACCAUAUGCUUAAAGAAAGACUUUUGACAAGAGUAUUAACUUUUUUUUCAUCUAUUUUAAGAAUUAAUAAAAAUUACUCUUAUUUAAUUAUAUCUUAUUUUGUGAAUUUAAUAGAACAAAAGUAUUAUCUAAUAAAAAUAAUUGAAUAUUUAAAAAAAUUAAUCAUUUAUUUAUUAAAAGGGUUAUUAUUUUCAAAGAAUUUUUUUUAUGAUUGCUUAGAUAAUGUUAAGCAAGGCUUUCAUAAUUAUGUUAUAUUAAAAUCUAAAGUUUUCAACAUUUUAACUAAUUUUUAUUUUGAUAAAUAUCUAAUUGAAAACCCUUAUAAAUAUGACUUAAUUAAAAACCUUAUGUUAAUUUUGAGUAAGGAAAUCCUUUUUUUUUUUCAUAUUUUAAAGAAUAAAAAUAAAAUAUUUAAAGAGACAUUAAAUGAAGAAAAACGCGUUCAUCAUGUUAUUAAUGAAAUAUUUGGCUUCUCCUAUUUAAAUGAAGUUACAAACAAAGUUAAUUUAAAAAAGUAUGAUGAAAUAAUAUUAAUAUGGGUAGAACAAAAUAUUAGUUUGUUUAACGAUUUAAUUAUUUUUAAUUUAAGUAAAAAUGUAAAUAUUAAAAAUAACGAAGAUGAUAUAAAUACUAAUAAAGAAGAAACAUCAAAAAGUGUAUUUUCUGAAGAAAUAAAAGUUGAAAGUGAUAAGAAUAUUAAAAAAGAAAUAAAUGGUAAAAAGGAAUUUAUUAAAGAAGAAAAAGUUAAUGAAGACAUAAUAAAAAAUGAAGAAGGAAAUAGUAAAGAAAAUUCAAAUUUUCAAAAUUUUGGCAAAUUAAUAUAUUAUCUUAAUAAAAACAAGUGUAAUACAGAGAAAAAUACAAAUGGAGAAUUAUUUUCAACAGAUGAAAAAAAUAAUGUAAAAAAUGAAAAUGAAGCAUACAUAAAAUGUGAAUAUUUUUACGAAAAUUUAUUUUUUAAUAAAGAAAAUAACAAAGAAGAAAAAGAAGGAAAAAAAAAUCCAAUGAACAAAGAUUAUUUAAUUAACACUAUAAAUCAAAUAAGCGUAGAUAAUAUAAUUUUUCUUACUCAUUUAAUGAAAAAUGUAUUUAAUUUAAUUCGUGAAGAUCCUUUUAUUUUAAAUUUUUUUAUUAAAAAUAUAUUUUUAAUGGUAGAAAAAUUAUUAGAUAUAAGAGAAGAGUUAAAAAAAAAAGGAAAUUAUAGUAACAAUAAUAAUAACACAAAUAUAAAUAAUUAUAAAGAAAAAUUAUUUGAUUGCAUGUUUCAUUAUAUAAAAAAUGAAUUAUAUUUAUUAAUAUGCAAAAAGAAUAUUAAUUUUCCUUUUUAUUAUUCAUAUAUAACUCAGCUAUUAAACCUUAUUGGAGAAAAUGGAACAACCGAUGAAUUAAUAAAAAAAAAGAUUGAAUCAUUGAAUAUCGUUUACUCAAGUAAUGAAAAAGAAAGAAAGAGGAAAUUGAAUGAGAAAAAUUAUAAUUAUGAAUAUGUAAAAAAGAAUAUAUUGAGAAAAGAGGAUUAUGGUUAUAAAAAAUUUAAAAAUGAAGAAAUAGAUAUUAUGUCUUAUUUAAAAGUUAAAAUGAAUGAAAACGAAAAUGAAAAUCAAGACGAUAAAAAAGAAGAAAAAGAAAAUAUAUUUAUAAAUAAAAUUAUUAAAAAAUUAUAUCUAACUAAUUUUAAAUUAGAUAAAGAAUAUUAUGAGCAAUUUGAUUGCUCAAGAAAAAAUAAAUUAAUGGAUUUUUUUUGUAAAAAUAAUAAUAAUACAGAUAUAAACAAAUUAAGUAAAAAUAAUAUUUAUGAAAAUUAUGUUAAUCCUUAUGAAAAAAAUACUAUAGAUAAUAAUCAAGAUAUUGUGUACAAUCAAAAUAGCACUGAUACAAAUGCUCAUUCUUUAGAUAUACUUAAUAGCAAUAUGCCUUGUGAUAGUAAUAAUAUUGAAAGAAUUACAAUGGAAAAUUAUAGAAAUCAUUAUAUUUUGAAUGCUUAUCAUAAUAGUAUCGAUAGCAAUAACAAUAUUAAUAAAUAUGAUAAUAAUAUUAGAGAAUUAGAUACUAAAAAGGAUGAUGAAAAAAUAACAAAUGAAAUGAGCAUGAAAAAUAAUUUUUUUAAAAUAAAUAAAAUGAAUUACAGUAAUAUUUAUGAAAUUUUUUUGAAGAAUAGUGUAAAAUAUUUUGAUAAUAUUAAAAAUAAUGAAACAAUACUUGGAAAUAUAGAUUUAUACUUUUUUCUUAUCUUUACACAAAUACUUAAUAAUAAUCUUGAAAAUAAAGUUCAAACAUUAGGUGAAAAUGUAUAUAUUAGAAAAAUUAAUAAUUUAAAAACUCUAAAUAAUAUUAUUAAAAGGAUAAUUUUAAAUGAUAUGCUGAAAGAAAAAUAUAAAUUUUUUUUUCUUACUUUAUAUAUCAUAAAAAUUAAUUCAUCAAAUGUAUUUAAUAAUAAUACUACUAAUGAUAUAUUUUUAAAUUAUUCUACUAUAUUUAAAAUAUGCAAUAAUUUAUUAUUUUAUUCAUAUAUUCAAGAAAAAAAAAAAAAAAAAAAAUUAGAAAAAUUAAAAUUAAAUAAAUAUAAUGACAUACUAGGUUAUACAAUAGUCUGCUAUAAUUAUUUUUAUAAAGUAAAAAAAAAAUUGAAAAAAAACAGUUAUAUAUAUAGAAAUAAGUUACAAAAAAAGAACUUUAAAAUGAAAUGCAAGUAUGAUGAAAUUUUAAAUAUUAUUAUUUAUUUUUUACAUAAUGAAAAACUUUUAGCAAAUUAUAGAGAUCAAUAUAUAAAAACUUUCAUAGAACAAAUAUUAGAAACACCCAAGUUAUCAUCUUCUUUUUUUAUUUACUUAAUUUUUUGGUUAAACAAUAUAGAUAUUAAUAUUGAUUACAAAGGGUAUAUAAAUAAUUCAAACUCUGAUAAUUCAACGAUUUUAAAAAAUGAAAAAAAGGAAAUAAUAGAACAAAAUAUGAAAAAACUAGGAUUAUUAAAAAAUGAGGAAAGUAAAAUAGAAGAUAAUUCAUCUGGAGUAAUUAAAAAGAAUAUGCUAGAAGAAAUAGUAAGUAAAAGCAAUUUCGCAAUUUUAAGUAAGGAGGAACAUCGAGAAAAAAAUAUUAGUAAAAAUGUUGAAUAUAAUAUGAAGGAAGAAAUAUUGAUGGAUAAUAAAAAAAAUACCUCUGAAAAAAUAUAUUCCAAUAACGAAUUUAAUAUAAAAGAAAGUGAUGAUAAAAAUGUAAGCCUUCUUUCCUCAAAUAUGGAUAAUAUCUGUAAAAACAGUUUUAUUAAAAGUGAUAUGAAUAAAAUAGGAAAUAAGUCUCUUAAUUAUAGUGAAUCUGUUAGCUCUUCAUAUUUUGAUGUAGAAUCAAGUUCAUGCAAUAGUGAUUUUUCAAAUGAAAAAAAUACAGAAAAUGAAGAUGCACUUCUAAAUGAAGAAGGGAAUUGCCAUAAUGGAAUAAUUAAAAAAAUUGAAUUUGACGAAAACGAAGUUAUCAAAAAUGAUAAUUCAUUAAAUUUAUUAAGAGAAAAAUUAAAUAAUCAUAAAAGUAAUAAUGUAAAUGUGAAUACCUGUAAAAAUGAUAUUGAAUACAAAAAUAAUUUUCUACCUAAUAAUAGUAUAAAUAAUAAAAAAGAUAUGCAUCAAGGUAAUUCUUUAAGUAACAAUCAAAAUAAUAAUGACAUUUGUAAUAGUGACAGAGUGAAAGAAAUUUAUAAUAGUAGCAGUAAUACUACAAAUAAUAACAGUAAAAAUAAUGGUACCAAUUUAUGUACUAAAUUUGAUGAUUUAAAUAAUAAUAAUAACAAUUGUUCCUUGUUACAUAAUAAAAUCAUUAACGAAAAAGAAAAUAAUACUAAGAUUACAACUCAAGUAAAUGAAAUGGAGGAAAAACUUUUUAAUAUUAACUAUUAUAUUAAAUAUUCUGAAAAAAACCAUAAUUCAUCCAAUUAUGUUUUGUGUUUUUCUUUAAUAUCAAAUCUAUUGAAGAAAAAUCAAAAUAUAAGAGUAAAAAAAACCAUGAUGUCUAUUUACAUUAAUACUGUAUAUAGUUCAAGUAAUGAAGUCAGAAAACUUUUAAAAAAAUUAAUAACUGCUUCAAAAGGAAUAUAUAAUAAUUCGAUAAAUUACCUGGUUUAUACUAAAAAAAUAUAUAUAUAUUAUCAUAAAAUUUUUACUUUAUUUUUAUUGUAUAUAUGCGACAUUUACUUCCCAAAUUUAAAAAAUGACAUAAUUUUUUUUUCUCAUUUUGCUUCAUACUUAUGGCCAAUAGAAUUAAUUAAUUUUCUUCAUAAUUUUUUAAUAACCAAUUUUUCCUUUUUCUACAAUGAUAUUAUAUCUAUUUUUGUAAAUUAUGAAAAAAUAAAAUAUUAUGAAAAAAGUGUAUUUUUUUCAAAAAAUUAUGAAUACAUUGAUAACAAAUUAAAUGAGUAUAUAAAAGAUUUUGAUAAUUCAAAUUUAAUAGAAUCCUUGGAAUGCUUUUUAAAAGAAACAGAUUUUUUUAAUAGUAAUAGAAUAACUGAAAGUGGAGAAUCAAAUUCUAUUAAUACUCACACAUAUACAGAUAUUCAUCAAGAAAUAAAUAAUUUUGAUAGAAAGUUUUCUAUGAGAAAUGAAAAGUUAAAGGAUAUAAUGGAAAAAGAAGAAGAAGAGAAGAUAAACUUUUUUAUAAAAAAAGAAGAAGAAGAAUGCUUACAUAGAAAUGAAAUAUCACAAAAAAUAUUGCUAGAAGAAAUUUUUGUUCUUUUAUUUAUAAAAACAAUAGAUAUAAUGGAAGAAAAAUUGUUGUUUGAUAAAUUAAAAAAAACAAAUAUAUUUUUAAAUUUUGUGAGUAUUGAUUUUAUUAAUGAGUUGUGUAACUUUGUUAUUUUAAAAAUAGAAAAUGUUUAUGAAAAAAAGAAAAGUGAAUUUUGGCAAAAUUUUGACGUAUUUUUAAAUGAAACAAUAGAGGAAGAUAAAGGAAAUAUAAAUAACGAAUGUAAUCAGUUAGAGUUACUAGAUAUUUUUAAUUUUUUGUUAAAUUCUAUUGACAAUUUUUUAAGUAUUUGUAUAAGAUCUUCAAUAUUUUUUCAUUUAUAUUUAUUUAUAUAUAGUAAUUGUAUAAAUACAAAAAUAAAGAAUAUUUUACUAAACAAAUUUAUAGCUACUUUACCGUUAUUAAAAUCAUUAUUUCAUGAAGAAUUUUUUAGAAUAUUAAAAUACAAUAACAAAAUAAAUAAGCAAAAUGAAGACAAUUUAAAAAAUGAAUAUAAUAAUGCCGUGAAAGAAAACACAGAAAAAAUAAGAGAAAAGUUAUAUGGAGAUAAUGAAAUCAAAGAGGAAAUAGAAAAUAGAAAAAGUGAAACAGAAAACGAACAAGAAAAAGAAAAAGAAAAAGAAAUAAAUACAGAAUCAACUUAUUUACAUGAAAACAAUUCAUUUCAAAUUAAUAUAGAAAUAAUAAAAUAUAUUAGUAAAAAAUUAUAUGAAUCUUCCCCUAAAGAAAACAAUACGAACUUUUUAAAUUUUUGUUAUAAUUUAUAUUUAGAAAAUAAUAAUUUUUAUUUUAUUAUCGAAUUAAUUGGAUUUUUAAAAAAAGAACAAACUUUACAAAUAUUUAAUGAUAUAAUAAAAAAUAAUAUGGAGGAAAAUAAAAAAAUUGAGAUUUUGAAGUGUUGCAUUAAUAAUAUCAUUAAAUUACCCUAUUCUUAUAUUUUAGAAAAGGAAAAAGAAAAUAAAAAUGAAAAUGAAUCUUAUUAUAUAACGAAUAUUGAAAUAUUUUAUUUUUAUUAUAACCUAAAUAAGAAUAAAAACAUUCAAAAAAUUAUGUUAGAUUACUUUGUAACGAAAGUUAAUUUAAAUACAGUUGAUGAUGAGGAGAACCAUAAAAUGUACAAUGAUAUAACAAUAAAAGAUUUAGCUAGUAUAAUUCAGCAAAUAGCAGAACACACUAAUUCUAUAUUUCCUAUAUAUGGAAGAUUUUUGUGUCAAAUUACAAAAAACAUUGAUAUAUUAAGAGAAUAUAUUAGUAGUAUUAUUAUUCCUUUAUUAAUACAAAAAAAAAUAUGGAAUAAUAAAUUCAUUUGGAAAGGAUGUUUAAUGUGUAUAUCUAUGUUAUGGCCAGAUUUUAAACAUUCCCUUUUUUAUAUUUUUUUCAUGUUACCAUCGGACGAAUGCACAAUUUUAUUUCAUGCUUUACAACAGAAACAUUCAAUUGAAAGUGAUUUAGUGGAUUUAAUAUCUUCAAACGAACAAGCAAAAAGGAUGUGUCCAGAUUACUUGAAGAAUUUAUUAAAUACAUGA
Messenger RNA from Plasmodium relictum, 6471 nucleotides. Its product is annotated as conserved Plasmodium protein, unknown function. The coding region runs from base 1 to 6471 and encodes 2156 amino acids. Lineage: Eukaryota; Apicomplexa; Aconoidasida; Haemosporida; Plasmodiidae. The transcript is spliced from 3 exons. The record is from RefSeq and is a predicted model, not a curated record.